Molecule: messenger RNA, 2244 nt
Organism: Kuraishia capsulata CBS 1993
Lineage: Eukaryota; Fungi; Ascomycota; Pichiomycetes; Pichiales; Pichiaceae
Exons: 1
Coding region: 1-2244 (747 amino acids)
Biological process (GO): regulation of DNA-templated transcription
Cellular component (GO): Ino80 complex; cytoplasm
Source: RefSeq, a predicted model, not a curated record
AUGCCAUCAAGUCUCAAAGUGGAAGUGAGCGUGACUCCCGAGGAGCUUCAGCCACUGCCAGUUUAUCCUCUGAAGGAUGUGGAGGCUUCGUCGCGUCCGGAGCCAAUCUAUCAUGACUACCAAACGGGCAUUCCUAUCGCGAUUGACUUGGGUCGUUCAACCAUGAAAAUCGGGCUUGCAAACAAAAAGUCGCCUUCCAAUGUGUUCCCCUCAAUAAUAUCCAAAUAUAGGGAGCGGAAACUUAACAAGACGCUUACGAUCCUUGGUAACGAUAUCUACCUGGACUCCUCCAUCAAGUCCAGUAUGAGGUCCCCCUUCGACGGUCCAAUGAUCACCAAUUGGGAUACUAUCGAAACCCUGUUGGAUUACUCGUUUGCGCAUUUGGGUGUCAAUUCUUCUGGAAAGGUGGACAAUCCAAUUGUGAUGAGCGAGGUGCUUGCUGCCCCUCUGCAACAACGGUCUACCAUGAUGCAGCUAGUGUUUGAGGCGUACUCUACUCCCAAAGCAGCUUUCGGGGUUGACUCUUUGUUUUCGUUCUACGAGAACAAGGGAAGCAGUGGAUUGGUCAUCUCGUCUGGCCAUGACGCCACGCAUCUGAUACCUGUGGUAUCCGGUAAGCCCUUGCUGAACAUCUCCAAGAGAAUAGACUGGGGAGGCAGUCAAUCUGUGAACUAUCUUGCGAAGUACAUGCCAUUGAAAUACCCAUUCUUUCCGUCGAAGAUCAACAAUUACCAGAUCGGGAAUCUAAUCAAGGACCACUGCUAUGUGUCUUCAAACUACAAUCAGGAACUCAGCCAGUAUCUGGAGAUGGAUGUUUUGGAGAAUAAGGACAGGGUCAUAGAGGCGCCGUUUUUGGAGGUAAUCAAGGUACAAAAAACUGAGGAGGAGCUCCGGAUCGAGACAGAGAAGAGAAAAGAAAGUGGCCGUAGACUACAGGAGCAGGCCCAGAAGGCGAGGCUGGAGAAGUUGGUCCAAAAAGAACAGGAGUUUGCAUAUUAUUCGGAAUUGAAGGUAAAACUUCAGAAUGGAACGAAGAAGCUUAUCCUUUCAACAUUGCAAACCGAAGGGUUUGAUAACGAGGCUGCCCUUGACAAGUACAUCGCCAAUUUGGAUAAGUUUUUGAAGAGAGUGAGAAACCAGGAUCUCGGUAUAGAAGAAACCGAAGAAAUCCCCACUUUCCCUCUUCUGGAAGUACCAGACGAGCAACUUGACGAAGAACAGCAAAAGGAGAAGAAAAAGCAAAGACUAAUGAAGGCCAAUUAUGAUGCCCGCAUGCGCGCAAAGUUAGAGAAGGAAGAGCAGAAGAAGAAGGUAGAGGAGGAUGCUUUGAAGGACAAGCAAUGGAGAGAAACAGAUAUACAGGGCUGGAUUGCAGAUAGAAAGGCCAAAUUGGACAAGUUGAUCCAGCGAAAGAAGGAGAGGAGAAGAUUGAAGGAGGAACUGAGCGACAGAAAGUCCAGAGCUGCGCAGAUAAGGAUGAAAAAUCUUGCUUCGUUGGCUUCAGACGAUGGGCCUGGAGAUGCUUCUAAUAGGCGUAAGAGGGCAGCCGUUACUAUCGAUAAUGAUCCCAACGAUACUUUUGGUGCUAACGAUGACGAUUGGGCAGUCUACAGGGACAUAGCUCUGGUGGAUGACGACGAAGCCGAGGAAGAAGAGGAGCAGGCUCUUUUGACUCUGGAGCAGGAGCUGCUUGAGUUCGACUCUGAGUUCUCCAUCGAAGAUACAUUCUACCGUCAAUUUGAUUGGAGGAAGAGCAUUCUGCACAGAUUUCUAAGAGGACCCAGGGAGUUCAACCCCGAGGAUGCUCACCAACAGCACCAGAUUCAUUUGAACGUGGAAAGAAUAAAGGUUCCAGAGGUUCUAUUCCAACCUUCAAUAGCAGGUAUUGACCAGGCAGGAAUCUCCGAAAUUUCAGAGGAUAUUCUUCUGAGAAGACUGCCCCAAGAGAAGGGCUUCUCUGGAGAUAUUCAGCAGGACAUUCUGAAGGACAUCUUCUUGACUGGUGGACAAGCUCUGUUCGAGAACUUUGAAGAUCGUAUCUACAACGACUUCAGAAGUUUCUUGCCAGUGGACGCCAACUUGAGGGUAAGAAAGGCCAAUGACCCAAUUCUGGACGCCUGGAGGGGUAUGGCCUCUUGGUCCACAUCUUCGGAUAGUGCUGACUACUUUAUCUCCAAGCAAGAGUACGAGGAAAUGGGCCCUGAGUACAUCAAGGAGAACAGGAUGGGAUGCGUCAGGCUGUAA